Messenger RNA from Gracilinanus agilis (Agile Gracile Mouse Opossum), 2787 nucleotides. RefSeq names its product general transcription factor IIIC subunit 4 (gene GTF3C4). Gene Ontology annotation, biological process: transcription initiation at RNA polymerase III promoter. Gene Ontology annotation, cellular component: transcription factor TFIIIC complex. Gene Ontology annotation, molecular function: histone acetyltransferase activity; protein binding. The record is from RefSeq and is a predicted model, not a curated record. Lineage: Eukaryota; Metazoa; Chordata; Mammalia; Didelphimorphia; Didelphidae.
AUGCGCCCAGAGCUUCGAUAUCCCCCCCCCAAAUCUCUUUUCUCCUUCCCUCCACACCUCAAAACACAGCAUCCCCGCGAAGGCAUGCUUGUGGUAGUGCGAAAUCGAGGACAGAGGCCAAGGUUUCUAGGCAGGCAGUACGUUAGUCACCAGUGCCCAGAUUUGGUUGCUAGGCAACGGCGGGGUCCUUCCUGGCUCGGCGGCGCUCCGGGCCGCGGGGAGCCGGGAAAAGGAGGGGGCAGCAGCGGCGGCGGGAGUUUGCGCGUCCCCGGCUCGGGCCUUUCCACUCCAGGGAAGAUGUCUGUAUCCGACGAACCCCGAGUGAUGUCCUCGGUGGAUGAGGCUGAGCCGCUAGAGGAGGAGGAAGACGAGGAGGAGGAAGAAGAAGGAAAAAGGAGGGAGAAGGAGCCAGCGGCUGCGGCCCCCGGGGCAGCCGGGGCUGCGGGGCCCAGCGCCGGCUUCGGGCUGGUGGCGACACGGCGGGAGCCGGCCGUGAAGCUGCAGCACGCCGUCAGCGGCCUGGAACCGCUCUCCUGGUCCGAGGACCACCGAGUGUCGGUUUCCACUGCCCGUAGCAUUGCUGUGCUGGAGCUUAUCUGCGACGUGCAUAGCCCGGGCCAGGACCUGGUCAUCCACCGCACCUCAGUCCCAGCUCCGGCCAACAGCUGCUUGCUCAAGGUUGGUUCAAAAAAGGAGGUUGCUGAAUGUAAGGAGAAAUUUGCCACCUCUAAGGACCCCACAGUCAGUCAAAGUUUCAUGUUAGAUAGAGUGUUCAAUCCUGAAGGAAAAUCUUUGCCCCCAAUGAGAGGAUUCAAGUAUACCAGCUGGUCUCCAAUGGGUUGUGAUGCUAAUGGGAGAUGCCUGUUGUCAGCAUUAACCAUGGACAAUCGCUUGACCAUCCAGGCUAACCUCAACAGACUACAGUGGGUACAACUGGUUGAUUUAACUGAGAUUUAUGGAGAGCGUCUUUAUGAAACCAGCUACAAGCUUACCAAAAAUGAAGCCCCCGAAGGAGACCUGGGAGACUUUGCUGAGUUUCAGAGGAGGCACAGCAUGCAGACGCCAGUACGGAUGGAGUGGUCAGGCAUCUGCACCACCCAACAGGUCAAGCACAAUAACGAAUGUCAUGAUGUUGGCAGUGUUCUCCUGGCAGUCCUUUUUGAAAAUGGAAACAUUGCAGUGUGGCAGUUCCAACUCCCAUUUAUUGGCAAGGAAUCCAUUUCUUCAUGCAACACCAUUGAAUCUGGGAUUACCUCUCCUAGUGUUUUGUUUUGGUGGGAGUAUGAACACAGCAAUAGAAAGAUGAGUGGGCUUAUUGUAGGUAGUGCAUUUGGGCCUGUUAAAAUUCUUCCUGUUAAUCUCAAAGCAGUUAAGGGCUACUUCACAUUAAGACAACCAGUUAUUUUAUGGAAAGAAAUGGACCAGUUACCAGUACACAGUAUUAAAUGUAUUCCUCUUUAUCAUCCUUACCAGAAAUGUAGUUGUAGCUUAGUGGUAGCUGCUAGAGGAUCCUAUGUAUUUUGGUGUCUUCUUCUGAUAUCCAAAGCAGGUCUGAAUGUCCAUAAUUCGCAUGUCACAGGACUUCACACACUACCAAUUGUUUCCAUGACUGCAGACAAACAAAAUGGUACAGUAUACACAUGCUCAAGUGAUGGAAAGGUCAGGCAGCUGAUUCCCAUUUUUACAGAUGUUGCAUUAAAGUUUGAGCACCAGCUGAUUAAACUAUCAGAAGUAUUUGGCUCAGUGAGGACUCAUGGGAUAUCAGUAAGCCCCUGUGGUGCAUACCUGGCAGUCAUUACAACUGAGGGUAUGAUCAAUGGUCUCCACCCUGUUAACAAAAACUAUCAGGUUCAAUUUGUAACUCUCAAAACAUUUGAAGAGGCAGCAGCUCAACUUCUGGAAUCUUCAGUUCAAAACCUCUUUAAGCAAGUGGACUUACUAGAUCUGGUACGCUGGAAAAUUUUGAAAGACAAACAUAUCCCUCAGUUUUUACAAGAAGCCUUGGACAAAAAGAUUGAAAGUUCUGGAUCAACUUACUUUUGGCGUUUUAAGCUUUUCCUUUUGCGGAUUUUAUACCAGUCAAUGCAGAAAACCCCCUCAGAAGUCUUAUGGAAGCCCACCCAUGAGGACAACAAAAUCUUAAUAACUGAUUCUCUUGGGCUGGGCCAUGCUGAGGAGGAACACCAGGAAGAAGGAACUUCUUUCAAACAAAUAGGUAAGCCAAGUGUCCACGAGAGGAACAAAGAAAGAGAUGCUGAAGAUCUAGCUGACAGUUCACCCAUCCAGUCUGGAGAUGCAGGCCGUGAGCCAAUGGAAGAAAAACUCCUUGAAAUCCAAGGAAGAAUUGAAGCUGUUGAAAUGCAUUUAACUAGGGAGCAUAUGAAGAGGGUUUUGGGAGAAGUAUACCUGCACACAUGGAUCACAGAGAACACUGGCAUCCCCACUAGAGGACUCUGUGACUUCUUAAUGUCUGAUGAAGGCUAUGAUGACAGAACAGCUCGGGUGCUCAUCGGGCACAUCUCAAAGAAGAUGAACAAACAGACUUUCCCCGAGCACUGUAGCUUGUGUAAAGAAAUUUUGCCAUUCACAGACCGUAAGCAGGCAGUUUGCUCCAAUGGGCACAUUUGGCUUCGGUGCUUUUUAACCUACCAGUCCUGCCAGAGUUUGAUAUAUAGAAGGUGUUUGCUUCAUGACAGCAUUGCACGGCAUCCAACUCCAGAAGAUCCUGACUGGAUAAAGAGGUUAUUGCAAGGCCCUUGUCCAUUCUGCGACUCCCCUGUUUUCUAA